UAAAGGCGAAUACUUUCACUUUUAUUUUAGCACUAGGAAGCAAGUUGACAAAUAGCUUCAACAGAAUUCAGUUAGCUUUUUCUUUUAAAAUAAACUGGGAUCAUGAGCUACGAUCGUGCCAUCACAGUUUUCUCACCUGAUGGACACCUGUUUCAGGUGGAAUACGCACAAGAGGCUGUUAAAAAAGGUUCAACUGCUGUUGGAAUACGAGGCAAGAAUAUAGUUGUUCUGGGAGUGGAGAAAAAAUCUACCGCCAAACUUCAAGAUGAUAGGACAGUGCGAAAAAUCUGCGCCUUGGACGACAAUGUCUUCAUGGCAUUUGCCGGGUUGACAGCAGAUGCCAGGAUCGUCAUUAACAGGGCCAGACUUGAGUGUCAGAGUCACAGACUCACUGUGGAAGAUCCAGUCACAGUGGAGUACAUCACACGCUUCAUAUCCACUAUUAAACAGCGGUACACCCAAAGCAAUGGACGGAGACCAUUUGGGAUCUCCUCUCUCAUUAUGGGGUUUGAUUUUGAUGGAACUCCACAUCUGUAUCAGACAGACCCCUCAGGAACCUACCAUGCCUGGAAGGCAAAUGCCAUUGGAAGAUCUGCAAAGACUGUGCGUGAGUUUCUGGAAAAGAAAUAUAAUGCUGAGAACAUGGAGUCUGACACAGAGGUCAUUAAGCUGGUUAUCAAAGCGUUGCUCGAGGUUCUCCAAGCAGGUGCAAAAAACAUGGAGGUGGCCAUUAUGAAGCGUGAUGAACCAUUGAAGAUUCUAACCCCAGAGGAAGUUGAGGAGCAUAUUGUUGCCAUUGAGAAAGAGGGAGCAGAGCAGCCGAAGAAAAAAGGGACCAUUUGAAGAACACAUUCCUUUGUCAAAUUUUAAAAAGUCAGACAACUCAGAAUAUCCCCUUUUUUCAGACUAUAAUAAAUUAACAUGUUUAACAAAAAUCACAGAUGUCUCCUCUAAUGGAACAAGUCAACUCAAGAAAAGAUUAGCAAUAUCCCAUGUUUAAUCGUAGAUUUCACUCAAUUUUCCCAAAUUAUAGAAAACAAAUCUCUACAUGGGAAUUAGUCUUUAAGGCAGAAUAGUUUAUCUAUAUUAAGUUAUUUGCACAUUAUUUACAUCAACACAAAAUUCAAUCACCAACUACACUACAUUAGGAUGACCACCACUAUGUAUACUUAUUUAGUAAGUGCUGACAGUCUGCAAAUACUAAAAAGCAUUGGCAGAUUCUAAAGUAAAGCAAAAUACGUAUAACAAUGUACAUUAAACACUCACUUGUUAUGCAACACUGUACUG
Osmerus eperlanus (European smelt) is the source of this 1287-nucleotide messenger RNA. RefSeq names its product proteasome subunit alpha type-7-B-like. The record is from RefSeq and is a predicted model, not a curated record. The coding region runs from base 103 to 843 and encodes 246 amino acids. The transcript has 7 exons. Gene Ontology annotation, biological process: proteasomal protein catabolic process; ubiquitin-dependent protein catabolic process. Gene Ontology annotation, cellular component: proteasome core complex, alpha-subunit complex; proteasome core complex; nucleus. NCBI's taxonomy places the organism in Eukaryota, Metazoa, Chordata, Actinopteri, Osmeriformes, Osmeridae.